AUGAACACGCUACAUUUCUACACGAAACGCAUUUUCGCGUUGAUUUGUUUAUUCUUCUUCGGAUUCCUAAUAUUGAUCGCGUCCCGAGGGCCCACGGAGUCGUUGGAUGCCGAGUUUAGCAGUAAAGGUAGGGUUUUGUUUAUUCUGCCAACAGAUAAAGCACGCUUUUUACAAUAAAACCUAAUCACUAUAACCCUUUUGACGUAUUCAUGAAACGAUUAAAUUACAACAUAAAUUCCAAUUAAAGACCGAAUAUAGUCUAAUAUGUUACCUAAAAUCUGUUGUUUUUGCCGAUUAAUAUAUGGCAGUCUGCGCAAAGCUGGGCGCAAGGCGGAAAAUGAAAAAUUAUUGUUUAUGGACAAAAUUUUGUUCUGUUUAUAAAAUUUGACAAUAAAAGUUUUAAAAUUAGGCUUAUUUUUCCAAUUUUAGAAUGGGUGAAUCAAAAGAAGAACCAGAAAUACGAAAAACAUCCAAAAUACAUUGGACGGAUGGCAAAACGGCCAGGAGAACAACUAGAAUUCCAACCACAGCCAGCUCCAGCAGCCGGAAUCGGUCUCAUUCCUUACAGUGACACAGGUUAGUUUAUUUUCUUUCUGAUGUUAAAAAUUUUGCUUUUUUUAAGUUUUUUAAAACAAUUUUUGGGCUGUUGGUCAUGAACAAGAUAAACCUCGUUAUAACCUUCAAAUUCUUUAGAUGUAGCUAGAAACAUAGACGAGGAGAUGAUACGAAGAUUCAACGUUCAUCUCGGCGGUAUUGACUUGAAGAAGCUGGCAGUAAAAGCUUGUGGAAAGAAUAUAACACUAGCCAAAUAUUGGGGUGAUACUCAAGGCCGAGAAGUGCCAGAACGGGAUAACUGGGAGAAGUUUUAUGCUAGCAUUGGAACAUGUGAUCUAUAUAGGGAUGAGGUUCAAGUUCAGGACUUGUUGGACGAUUUGAAUCGUAUGCCUUUGAAACAUGUUGCUAUAAUGGAAGGCGGUACUCAGGUAAGGGUAAUAUUGGAUUCUUGAUAAACAUUUGGUUUAUUUUUGAAUUGGUAGAAUAUUUAAGGUAUAGAGAAGCAUUUUCUUAACUUUGUCAGUGCUUUAGUUUUAAAAAUUUGCAAAAUUUGUUUUUUUUGCGAGUGACUCAUAAUUGUUGAGUAAUCUAAAGUAAUAUAGAGGAAAAGCGAGCAAGUUUGACUGGUUUUGUCAGCAUAAUGUCAUUUUUGAUGGUAUAAUUAUGUUUUUGUCUAUAAUAACAUUAUAUUUUGAUAGGAUUGCACUUAAAAAUCAAUUAAACGAUAAACUUUCAAAAGCUGAAUAUAGUUUUGAAUAAGAAAACUAAUUAUAAACGGUUAGAACGUGUAAAAUAUUUCAAGGUUUUAUUUUUAGUUCUUUUGACUUAUUAUCUUGAACAGUAAACAACGUUUUACUUUCAGACCAAACUCAUCUUCACCUUUGAAAACGAGAAACAAGCCGUAUUCAAGCCGAUGCGUUUUGGUCGAGACUACGAAACCGACCCAAAUCACUUUUACUUUGGGGAUUUUGAACGACAUACUGCCGAGAUUGCUACGUUCCAUUUGGACAAGAUUCUGGGCUUUAGAAGGGCUGUACCUACAGCUGGUCGUGUGGUUAAUAUGACUAGUGAGUUGUUGGAGAAGGCCGAGAAGAAACUGAAGAAGACGUUCUUUAUAUCACCGGCCAAGAAUCAUUGUUUUGUGGGGAAAUGUGAUUACUAUUGUGAUACUACGCAUGCUGUUUGUGGAGAUCCUGACUUGAAGGAGGGGUCGGUUCAAAUGUUCUUGCCUGAUGAUACUAGUGUACCGAGGAAGCACAAUAAGUCACCUUAUAGGAGGUAUGGAGCUAAAAUGUUUAUUAGAGAUGGAACUUUUAAAAACAGCAUUUGAAAAACUUAAAAAUCUAUUUUUUGAAAUUUUUGAUAUUUAAAACAGAAUAUCUUUAAUAUGCUAUAACAAUAUAAUUCUUAAUAAUUUUACUAUUGCAGGACGUACUCAAAAAAGGCACAGCUAGCUCAAUGGCAGACUGAUAUGAGUUACUGUAACGCGAAAGUGAAGACGAAACCACCGUAUGCUCAUGGCCGAAGUCUUCUGGAUCUUGUGGAUCUACAUAUCUUGGAUUAUCUAAUUGGCAAUCAAGAUCGUCAUCAUUAUGAGACCUUCAACGUUUUCGAUGACAUUCCACCUUAUGCCAUGCAUUUGGACAACGGAAGAGCGUGAGUUUAAAAUUUUAAAUAUUGUAAUGAAUAAUAUUGCAGUUAUUUACAAAGUUAUUUUUCGAGGAUUUGAUUACCGUAUAUUGUUUGAGUGGGUCAAAAUGGCAAUUUUGUUACCUAAAGAUUUUAUUUUCUAGUCUAAAUUUACACAAAAUGACUAUUUUAAGCAUCAGAAUAUGACAUUGUAAAGUACUUUAUUAAAACUGCAAUUAUUGCUUUAGAUUUGGAAAGACCAAGUUUGAUGACGAUGACAUUCUAAUGCCAUUACGACAAUGUUGCGUGAUCAGACCUGGCACGUUGGCUACUUUGCUCAACUUUUACAAAGGACCAAAGUCAUUGACCGAGGCUUUCCAUGAGUAAGUUCAUAAUGUUGUCUACCAUAAUAUACUUGGAGAGCUUUACUACAGUGAGAUUUGUAUUUUAUUUUAAAGUUAUAGUAGUAAUGCUAUCUUUAGUUACUUUGAUGAAAUUGGAGUAGAAAAGUUUGUCUUUGUCAACUCUUUUGUUUAGAUCUCUCUCAAAAGACCCAAUAGCACCAGUCCUAGCCUACAAACACUACCCAGCGAUUGAGAGACGACUUGAAAAGAUCUUACAGUACACUUUGACCUGCUUGGAUGAACAAAACGCAGAGAAUGUUAUCAUGAACGAGUAUCACAAUCCGAAAGUAUUCGAAUUCCCGGUGCCAAAACGAGAAGAAGACGACGAUGAGACAGCGCCAGAACAGAAUCAGAAUCCAGCAGAAGAGCCGGCUGGCUUGGUGAUUCCAAAGCCAGUUGAGGGGAUUCAGAAGCCGGCUGAAAAUGUAAAUCAAGCUGCGAAUCCGAACGGUCAUAGGAUGGAGGAAUCUGCUUGA
Messenger RNA from Bursaphelenchus okinawaensis, 3064 nucleotides. The record is from the annotation of a GenBank genome assembly. NCBI's taxonomy places the organism in Eukaryota, Metazoa, Nematoda, Chromadorea, Rhabditida, Aphelenchoididae.